CCGUGGUGCGCUGGGAGGUGGGACGGCGCCGGGCUCAGCGUGAUUUACGGCUCUGCUGAAAACGGCUUUACCCGUAACAUCAGCCCCGGCCGCGGCAGCGGCAACAAGUCAGGAAUCUGAGAGUAAUGCAACAGAACACUUUUGAAGAAAGCAGAUAUUCCUGGCAAGAAUCUUUUGAAAAUGUCAGUAUCUGUAUGCCAUUUCGUUGCCCACGGUGUGGUGACCACACCAGAUUCAGAAGCCUGUCUUCUCUGAGGGCACAUCUGGAGUAUAAUCAUAGUUACGAGGACAGAAGUCUUUUGACAAAAUGCAACCUACUCUCCUCCCUCAAAGAUGCAGAUUUGCUUUCUUCCUCAGAGACCUCAACUCAAGGAAAACUGGGGAAAGCCAGCAAUGCAAUAAAACAAAAACCAGCCUACGUAAAUUUUUGUGAUGCAUCACAUGAGAACACAAAAAAUAGAAAAUUGCUGGAGGUGGAAGCUGAAAGGCCUGUCUCUUUUGUCUCAAGUUACAUGCCAGCAAACUCCCCUGAUGAGCAAAUUUCUAAACCUGGGAUUCCCACAACAGACUCAAAAGCACCUUUUGAGGCACACGUAAGAGAAAAGUUUAAUAUGAUGGUGGAAGCUGUAGAUAAAACAAUAGAGAAGAGAAUUGACAGGCUUACCAAAGAGUUGGCCCAAAAAACUGCUGAACUGCUGGAAGUUCGGGCAGCUUUUGUGCAGCUGUCUCAGAAGAAACAGGAAGUUCAAAGGCGAGAGAGGGCCUUGAACAGACAGGUAGAUGUUGCAGUUGAGAUGAUUGCAGUGCUGAAACAACGUCUCACAGAGUCUGAGGAAGAACUUCACAGGAAAGAAGAAGAAGUUGUUACCUUUAACCACUUCCUAGAAGAAGCAGCUGAGAAAGAGUUCCGUGGAAAAGCCAGACUCCAGCACUUCAUUGAGAAUCUCUUGCAGCGUGUUGAUCUGGCAGAAAGACAAUUAGAAUACUAUCAAAAUCAACAGAUUACAUGCAACUACAGUAAUGUCAAUGAACAUGUGCUUACAGACUUCUCAUUAAAUAAGAAACCCAGAUGCCUAAGCCGAGGAAGUCAGCACACUUCAUAUAAUGUCCCUGAAACAAAGCCUCAUUCCCUUCAAAAAGGUAGAAUGGUCCUGAAGAAAACCAAGGAUGACAGAAACAGCAUCCAACCCAUUAAAAUUAUGUAUGAAGCUGGUGACGGUUCAAGAGAAUUAUGGAGGCCACAGAGAAAAGAUCCUAAAUUACUGAAGUUAUUUGCUGCAAGAAUGUCAAGUUCAUCAGUUACAAAGCAGUUGGAAUGUACUGUUAUCCCAGAAAAACAUUUUACAAAUAUAAAAACUCUAAUAAUAAAGAUAUAUUUCUCAGUUACUGUGUUAAUGAGCUAUGUAAUACAAUGCUAGAAAUAUUUUCCCAAUAAUUAGUCUGACAAACGUGGGCCCUAACCUUCUAAUACAUUUUUUUUUUCUUUAAAAAGAAAUAGUUCUUUUGACAGUUAAAAACACCUUUGGGAGAAGCUGAUAUAAAAUAUUGGAGGAAACCAGAAACUUCUGAUAUCUUCAAUUCUGAAUGUUAUUAACUAGUUAUUCUACAAAUCAAAUGGUUCCUGCUUUGGAAUUUCAUGUAAUUCUAUGGAUUUGAUUUUAGAUUAAUGUCAAAUCAUCUAUAUCCACCAGAGAUACAGGAUAUCAAUCAUAUUCAUCAUUUUAUGGUACUGUUAACAUUAUAAAAAAUAGUUACAUUAAAAAAAAACAAGAAAAAUUCUCUUAUGCAGUAUGUGCAAUGUAAUUGUAUUUUGGUUGUGAUUUUUGCCUGUU
Messenger RNA from Alligator sinensis (Chinese alligator), 1832 nucleotides. RefSeq names its product zinc finger protein 365 (gene ZNF365). Gene Ontology annotation, biological process: regulation of DNA strand resection involved in replication fork processing; regulation of double-strand break repair via homologous recombination; telomere maintenance. The transcript is spliced from 6 exons. Gene Ontology annotation, cellular component: centriolar satellite. Bases 126 to 1418 code for a protein of 430 amino acids. Lineage: Eukaryota; Metazoa; Chordata; Crocodylia; Alligatoridae. The record is from RefSeq and is a predicted model, not a curated record.